UACCAGCUUUUAAUGCAGCUAGAGCAAGGUGAAGAGACUUUAUCUGAUUGCCUCUGGCAUUUUCUCCAAAGCCACUUCUUUCUCAGUAGCAGAAAUAUCUUGCCCAAUUGGGAGGCAAUAAUUUCAAAGCAAGUAAAGGAAACUGCAGCUGCUCAGCUGAGUCAGCCAAAGACCUACAUUUUGGAACAGUCACAAGGAAGAAGUGUUUCUUUUCAGAGCCUGGAGCAGCCAGAACAAGGGUGUCCAUCACUUGGAUCGACUCUUGACAACUCUGGAAGCACUGAAAUGCAGCAGUCCAGAACAUUGCUCCUGCAUGAACAAAACCCAAACCUGGUCCCCAUGUGCCCACAGCAAAGCCCCCAGUUGCCCAGCAGCCCCCAUUGCAGCCCAGGAUCUGCAGAACUGCACAGAAACGCCACAAAAGCCCAGACACAGCAGAAAAGAAAGAAUCCUCCAUCUUUACUCUUCGCUUUCCCUUCCAGGUUUAGAAGCCCUCCUGUGUGCACAUGGAAGCCAAGGACUGUGUUCUUCAGCGUCUCAUGCUCUGAUGCACCUCCAGGCUGGCAACAACCUCCUCCUCCAAGUUCUUCCAAAAAGCACUUCAGCUUUUUGUGGAUUAUGGAUUUCUCCCCAAUCCUACAGCUGGCAGUAAUGGGAUGAACAUUACUGUGAAGAUUUUAUCCCCUUUGGAUCCCCAUAAGAGACCUGGGGCAAACCAAAGCAAUUUACAUUGAAUGCCACACACUGUCCCACUGUCCAUCUACAAGAUCUUGCCCUGACUGCC
Vidua chalybeata is the source of this 784-nucleotide messenger RNA. RefSeq lists its product as uncharacterized. NCBI's taxonomy places the organism in Eukaryota, Metazoa, Chordata, Aves, Passeriformes, Viduidae. The coding region runs from base 13 to 660 and encodes 215 amino acids. The record is from RefSeq and is a predicted model, not a curated record. The transcript is spliced from 6 exons.